GCAGUUUGAACUUCAUUGUCUCAACAUAAAUUUAUUAGUCAAAGGUCAGUAUAUUUCUGGUUUUAAAAACAGCAUUGCAGAUUCCUUAUCUCGUUUUGAUCUUCAGAAGUUUCGUCAGCUGAAACCAGAAGCCAGAACCAAACCGACACCAGUACCCAAGAAUAUGUGGCUUAUCUAAAAUCCGAGGCUUUUGCCUUAAUUAAAGCAUCAGUGUCGAGCAAUACUCAACACACCUAUGCAGCUGCAUUAAGGUCAUUUGACAAAUUUUGUCACAAUCAUAAAAUACCUAUGAUUUGGCCUGUGCCGGUAGAUGAUAUUUUAUGUUACAUAGCCAGUAUGUCUAGGAAGGCCUUGGCAAGCUCAACUAUAGCUAAUCAUCUCUCAGCUCUUGGCAGACAUCACAAAAUUAAUAGCUGGUCUGACCCUACUGAAAACUUUUUAGUUCGCAAAUGCAUGCAGGGAUACAGAAAUACAGCAGCUCUGGUGUCGACACCUGAUGCAAGACACCCAAUCACAAUUGACAUGUUGAAGAGGCUGCCUAGUGCCCUCCAGGCUAUUUGUAUGUCAGGUUAUGAAGCUUGUUUAUUUGCUGCCAUGUUUAACUUGGCAUUUUUUGCAUUCCUACGGAUUGGUGAGAUAGCGUUUGUGACCAAGAUAAAUCAGGACAGAACACUUAAAUUGGCAGAUGUCGGUAUCAUUGCACAGGCAGUGCACGUUAAGAUUUGCUUUUCAAAGAAUGAUCAACAUGGCAAACGCACAACUCUGAUAAUCCCACCUAAGUCUGAUGCUACAAUUUGCCCAGUCAGGUCAUUAAGUGCAUAUCUGUCUUUACGCUCAACCCAACCAGGCCAGUUCUUCAUCCAUUUGAAUGGUAAAGCCGUCACCAGAUAUCAGUUCUCUGCAGUACUCCGGAAAGCCUUACAGUUCCUCAACUUUCACACACAAAACUACAACACACACUCAUUCAGGAUUGGAGCUGCUACAUAUGCAGCAACACAGGGGAUACAACAUGAGCUACUUUGCACAUGGGGUAGGUGGAAAUCUGCUGCAUAUGUAAGUACAUUCGCAUCAAUAUGUUGUAACAACUCAUUUUUGACAGAAAUAUGGCUUGUCGGCUCCAGCCUUAUCUACUGGGCUCACCGGAGAGCAGUUGCAAGGCCAGUGGGAUUGGACCUGGGUUUGCAGAAGUAUGGACUCAGCUUAACAUGGUAUGGGAGUAGGGGAAUGAAGUGGAAAUCAUUGUUGCCAUUUCUUCAGCAAAAAUUAAGGCGCAGUCCUCCACCAGCAUGGCUUCUCCUUCAUUUUGGCGGUAACGACCUUGGGGACGUGCCAACAACAGUACUGUUACAAAUGGUGAGUCGGGAUCUUACAAAAAUUCAUCACAUGAUGCCCUUCACACAAGUCAUAUGGUCAGAUGUUCUGCAGAGGGUCACAUGGCGGGGUAUACCAGACGGCAGAGUAAUGGAGCGCAAGAGGAAGAGGUUUAAUAGAUUUGGUAGGAAAGGUGUACUAGACCUUGGAGGUCGCGUUCUCGAGCACAAUGAAAUUAACAUAGCAGACAGGGGUUUGUUCAGACAGGAUGGUGUCCACCUGUCGGACAUUGGCAAUGACAUUUUCGUGGACUCAUUGCAGGAGGGUCUUGAGUUAUUUGCUGGUUUGUCCUCGUCCAGGCAUUCAUUUCAAAACUAGUGUCGCGCGUAUUCAGUUCUUAUGCUUAAUCCUCAGGGGAAUGAGCUUGCUAUAAACCAAGCUCAGUGGCGGAGGUCGUGGCAGGCAACUCAAUUUUCUCAUUAACUGUAAGUAAGUUCAGCCUCAACAUGCUAACUGCACCUCAUGUAGUGUACCCAAACCACAGAGGAUGACAGUGUAUGUAAUGACACAGGAUGGACUGCAGCUCAUGCCUCACGUUGUGUUUAGGCACGGAGGAUGAACUGAACUGUAAUCUCUAUUCCGGCCCAUUUGGUCAUGUGUAUUCCGGCCCAUUUGGUCAUGAUGUGUAUAUUCCGGCCCAUUUGGUCAUGAUGUGUACAUUCCGGCCCAUUUGGUCAUGAUGUGUAUGUUCCGGCCCAUUUGGUCAUGAUUUGGUAGUUACUCCAUUGCGUCACGAUGUGUACCCAUCUAAACCUCGGAC
Haliotis rufescens (red abalone) is the source of this 2131-nucleotide messenger RNA. RefSeq lists its product as uncharacterized. Bases 289 to 1689 code for a protein of 466 amino acids. Gene Ontology annotation, molecular function: DNA binding. Gene Ontology annotation, biological process: DNA recombination; DNA integration. NCBI's taxonomy places the organism in Eukaryota, Metazoa, Mollusca, Gastropoda, Lepetellida, Haliotidae. The record is from RefSeq and is a predicted model, not a curated record. The transcript is spliced from 2 exons.